GUUUAUUGAUCGUCAAGGUAGACAUGUAAGUGUUCGAUAUCUCUUUAGUGGACACGGAAGUAUAAAGUAUAGCCAGCAUAGUUUAAACUCGUUCGGAAUAAGGUGAACUUAUAACGAGUCCACAUUGUUUGUCGUCCACGCGUUAAUCACCAUGGAGAAAGUGACUGUCUCUAAAUCGAUAGUUGAGAAGUUAAUGACCCUUCCAGGUGGGAUACAGUCAGUGGUAGAAAAACUCAAAAAGGAUGGGAUUCAGGUUCAAUUUGAUGGAUCUGAAACAUCGUCACUGGAGAUAGAAGCCGAACAAGAUAUUGCACAAAUCAUAGUGGAUAAUCUGGCAGCAAUGAGUGAUAUAAAAUGCCAGACAUUAAACAAAAGUGUAACAAACGGAAAGUUUUUCUGGUCAUUGAAAGGUCAAGAUUCUACACUUUUUCGCUAUCUGUUUGUGGAAGAGAAAAAUGCUAUGGAGAAGCUUGCAUCGAUAUCGGUCAAGACAGAAGAUGAAGUAACGACGAUAUCGUUUCCUUUGAAUGGUUACAAAGACAUAAAGACAACAAUCAAUAAAAUUGAGGCAGCGUUAUCAGCAUCCGUUAACCGGGAGAUCACUGUUGGUAAAAAGUUUUUACAGAAAGCCAAGGCAUUUGUAAGGAACGAAUAUUCAACAUUUGUUGCGUUUAUUGACAAUGACAAACUACGGAUAUUAAGUCGUUCGGAAAACGGGUGCAAAGAAGGACAACAGGCAUGGGAAGCUUGUUCAAAAGGCGAAUCAAUAAAACAAUAUGAAUUAAAUGAAAACAUUAAACACUCUUCUUCACCAGAGGCACAUUCCCACAAAGAUCUCAAUGAUUAUGAAAAAGAAGGCACGGCUGAAAAAGCUACCAACUUGGACAAUUCAGACAAAACAGAAGAAAAAAGUAUUGAAACCGAAGGUAAACAUUUAAAUCUACCAAGUGCUCCACCAGCUGAAGCGUCUUUUGGACAAUCUAAAAUACCUCGCAAGCAGGGCUUUACAAAAGGGAAAGGAGAUGAUGCAAAAUAUUGUUUCAUAAUGGGAAGACUGACGGUGUACGUUUACAAGAAGUCUAUAACGGAACUGGUUGAAAUUGAUGUUAUCGUAAAUGCUGCAAACGAACAUCUAGCUCACGGUGGUGGUGUUGCCUAUUAUAUAGCAAAGGCGGCUGGUAAAAAGAUAAAUGACGAAUGUCAACGUUUUAUUGCGAAUAAUAAGAAAGUAAAUGUAACCGAGAACUUUGUGUCUGGCGCAGGUGAUCUGAAAUACAAAGCAAUCAUCCAUGCAGUUGGUCCACAAUGGUACGAUUAUGAUGAUAGACGCGAUCACUGCACCAGGGAUUUACACAAUACCGUUGUCAACGCUCUGGAAGUCGCUGAACAUAGAGGCUGGGCCAGAAUUGCAUUACCGGCUAUAAGUUCAGACGCACAUCAGGUGUGGGUGGAAGAUCCGAGCAAACUGGAUUUUCAGAACGCCAAUCACUACGUCGCAGCGACUCCAGUCGCAAGUAAAAGUAUCCUGAAAAAGACGGCUUCCUCGACGUCUAAAGGCGGUCCAGCAAAGACUGUGCGAGACUUUGUAACCCUUCCAUGUAAUCAUCAACUAUGCAAGAAGUGCACAGACAAUAUCAAGAAGGUGAAGCCGCAAUGCCCUUUCUGCAGCAAAACCUUUGGCACAGUUACCGGUAACCAGCCCCCAGCAGAUAUGUACUUCCGCUCUAGCCCAUAUUCCUUACCUGGCUAUGACGAAUGUUCUAGGAUAGAAAUCGUGUACGAUGUUCCAGCCGGGAAACAAACCCCGGAGCAUCCCCGACCUGGCAGAUCGUACGAUGCCGUGAGGAGACGAGCUUUCCUGCCAGAUAACGAGGAAGGCAGGCGCGUGCUUCACUUGCUGAGGAGAGCGUUCGAUCGGCGUCUGAUCUUCACCAUUGGCGAAUCGAGGACGAGCGGAAUGGAAGGCGUAGUCACGUGGAAUGACAUUCACCACAAGACCCGACCUUACGGCGGACCAGAGGGAUUUGGCUACCCGGACCCUACGUAUCUGCAACGUGUGCAAGAGGAGUUGGCUGCCAAAGGGGUUAAUGAAUGAAUGCAUGAAUGAACGAGUGGCCAUCACCUGUCAUGCAAAGGACGGACGUAGACGUUUGUGCAUCGACUCCUGUUUAUGUUUAAAGCGGUCUAUACCUUAUUAAAUGAUAACGAUGAAAUUACGCAAUAUGUAUCUAUAAGAUAUAUAGCAAAUAUAUGAACAAUAAGAGGAGAAAUAGUGUAGAGAGGAUAUAACAUUGAACAACGCGUUACAUUCUCUAUGCCAUUUAAGUGAAAUCCUAAUGCUUAAUAUGUAGGACAUAAUAUUGAUAUCA
Molecule: messenger RNA, 2369 nt
Organism: Dreissena polymorpha
Lineage: Eukaryota; Metazoa; Mollusca; Bivalvia; Myida; Dreissenidae
Product: protein mono-ADP-ribosyltransferase PARP14-like
Exons: 6
Coding region: 152-2095 (647 amino acids)
Biological process (GO): Notch signaling pathway; protein ubiquitination
Source: RefSeq, a predicted model, not a curated record